Molecule: messenger RNA, 1492 nt
Organism: Paramacrobiotus metropolitanus
Lineage: Eukaryota; Metazoa; Tardigrada; Eutardigrada; Parachela; Macrobiotidae
Product: protein maternal effect lethal 26-like
Exons: 3
Coding region: 113-1315 (400 amino acids)
Biological process (GO): proteasome-mediated ubiquitin-dependent protein catabolic process; regulation of proteolysis
Cellular component (GO): nucleus; cytoplasm
Molecular function (GO): ubiquitin protein ligase binding
Source: RefSeq, a predicted model, not a curated record
CCUAUGGUUUUUGUGAAAUGUUACAACUUGCAUCCUAGCGUUACAACUUGCAUCCUUUUUCAACAAACCAGCUUUUCGAUUAUCGUAAUUUGAUUUUGUAUAGGAGCUUCAAAUGGAUUUAUCUUCCCCGUCAGAUGUACCGCUGCGCGCUCGGAUAAGAGAAGAACGAGCUUCUUCGUGUCAGCCUGUACGUUUUGCACUUGAAUUAACUUUGGAGAAGUUUUCUGCAUCCAUCGAAACAAAGGAUCGAUCCACUAGGAUUUUGUCCUCCGGAAUCACCAUGGCGGAAUUGGGACUGACGGAUUUGCAAGGACGCUGGCGCCUGGAUGUCAGGCCUUGCUGGUUCAGCCCUGAAGAUCCCGAAAAUGUAUAUUUCGGAUGUUAUGUAAAUUUUGUUGGGCAGGAUGCUGGAUGCUCCCAAUGCAAAAGCUUUGCAACUGAUACAGUCCAUGCUACAUAUCAGCUCAGCAUUUCAACAGGGAAAAUUGCUCCCCAGGUCCUCAAAGCCUCUGGCUGGCAUAAAACACUCGAGUUUUCUGACCGUAAUCCAACGUGGGGAAAAUCUAAGUUAUGUUCGCACGAAUUGCUAUUCGGAUCGCCUAAUGGCAGACGGGGAAAACUGAAAGACGACACCAUAACUGUUAAGGCUGAUGUUGUAUUCAAUUACUGGCAGAGGAACAUCGAAAAGGUUUAUCUGUCUAAUAACGGUGGGAUUGACUCGGUGCGUGCGAAUGUUUCCGAUCAUCAGAAAUUCGAGAAUGCAAUGAAACGUCAACUUGAACAUUUCCGAAAUUCCUCCGCCCAGAAGGGUACGCAUGACUUCUGCCUCGAAUCUAGUGAUGGACAACAGUUUUACACCGACAUGUGUAUUCUCAUGGCUCAUUCAGUGGUCUUCGAAGCCAUGCUCUCCCACGAUUGUGUAGAGAAGACUUCAAAAUAUUGCCGACUGACUGACAUAGAUGGGGAGACUGUGAAGAUCCUGCUGGAGUACAUGUACGGCUGCGAAACCGGCAAAAUCAGUCCAGCAAAUGCGGAAAAGGUAUUAGCCGCUGCAGAUAAAUAUGAUAUGAAGGAGUUACGGUCAUUCUGUGAAGGUGUUCUAACAGCUAACAUAUCGUCCACGAACGCCGCUCACUGUCUGGCACUGUCUUGCCAAAGAGGAUUAGACGGCUUGCAGCGAGCUGUUCUGAAGUUCAUAAACGUCGGCAAUAUGGUAGCAGUGUUUUCAAACGAUGCCAUUAUGGAGAUUACAAAAUAUGAUCCAGAGAUGUUGCAGAAUAUCCUGCAAUCAAGCAUCGGUAACGCGAAUCAGUAAUCGAGAUCUUGAAUUUUCUUUUGAUUACCGUUUAAUAGUAUCAGAACUUCGAACAGUAUUACAAUUGUAAUAAGAUACUUGCAAGAUAAAGAUAAAUAAGAUACUUGCAAGUAUCUUAUUUAUGACCUGCAUCUUAUUCAUAAUCCUGCUAUGCUGCGGUCAUGCAGUGUCCGCAAA